Molecule: messenger RNA, 1461 nt
Organism: Scheffersomyces stipitis CBS 6054
Lineage: Eukaryota; Fungi; Ascomycota; Pichiomycetes; Serinales; Debaryomycetaceae
Exons: 2
Coding region: 1-1461 (486 amino acids)
Molecular function (GO): protein binding
Source: RefSeq, a predicted model, not a curated record
AUGAAAAAGUACCAGCUUAUCGGUCGAAAGAAUAUCUUCGUGCGGCUGAAACCAUCUGCCAAACUUGUCACUUAUCCAUACCUCCAUCUCUGCUCACUUCCGGUGGAAAUCUUGCUAGCCAUAUUUGCCCAGUUCGACGAUCCAGAGAAUCCCUCCUAUACAACCCUUGUCAACUUGGCUCUCACCUGCAAAAAGUUCCAGGCCAUAGUCUACAAGCACAUUUUCUACCAUCAUGUGCUGCUCAAGUCACCUGCAGUGUUUUUCAAGUUCUGUGAACGCCAUUUGGCUCCAAACCACGCCAGCAGCAAGAUCAACUACAUUAAGCUUCUAGUGGUGAAGAACCCUCCAAUCAGAGACUCGUCCAAUUUCAAGCUUAAGAUCGCCGGCCACUACAAGUUUGAGCAGUUUUCCAAUGGGAACCUUGGUUAUGCUGAUUUUCUAGGCUGUCUUGCUCACUUGAUGAACGAAGCCUACGGUUUGAAAGUAUUGUCUAUCUCGGAAAUAUCUCCCGAUUUCGGGUUUCCAGUCGACACCAGUGGCACCCACGGCUCUUCCUCUGGUUCGUCUUCUUCUUCAGCUUCGGCCCGUACUCUCCAAAAAUUGGUUCUCAAAACACAGUCUGGCUGGUCCAUUCCCUUUCGUUUAUCCAAUAUUUCGCUUAUCUUCAACAGCUUCGAUGUAGUACAAGAGCUUGAGCUCGUCAAAUUCAUCAUCGAUGACUACAAAUUAACAGUAGACCCUUGUUCUGUGAAAGUUCACAUCUCCACUUUGAAUCUCAACGCUUGCAUGUAUGCUCCAACGUUCAAAAAGAGACACCCCACAAAGAAGUUGAUCCCGUGUCCUCUCUUUGAGCAAGUUACUUCGUUGAAUUUGUACAACAUUCAAACCGGAAACGACUUAGCAAUUAUCGAUUUCAUCAAACUCAACAAUCGUUUGAAGACCUUAUCGCUAGACAUGGCAUCGUCCAUCUUCUACACCACAUCUUCGUCUGUAUCUGUAGUUAAUCCUGUAAAGAAAGUAUUCAAUUUUGCCAAGUACAACCGGUUCUUCAAGUUGGUAUGCUCGGGUCAUGGAGGAUACAGCACGUUGAAUGAGUUGAUACUCUCUGAUUUCGAUUUGGUAGAAUACUUUGACCACAAUACCCGGCACCAGUUGGAACUCAGUGAUGUCGAUUCUUGGGUAGAACCAAGUACAGACAAUUUUGAGUCUUUUUUGGCGUUCCUCAGUAGCAUUGCUAACUUGUCUAUUAUCCUCAGCAAGAACUCGACGGUUACAAGGGUUAAGACCUGUGUCAAUUGUGGCUUUACAACUACAAGCAACGAUCUUAAUGUCAGUUCUCUAUCAGCAUCAAAUUGGACAGUUCUUUUAAAGCCACUACUUUUAUCAAAUGAUGAAAAGUGUAACGUAAAAGUCUAUAACCACAACCUUCACUUGCUCUUCAGCAGAACCCAGCAUUCUUAA